This is a messenger RNA of Chaetomium globosum CBS 148.51, 1203 nucleotides long. RefSeq lists its product as uncharacterized. The transcript is spliced from 6 exons. Gene Ontology annotation, molecular function: metalloaminopeptidase activity. NCBI's taxonomy places the organism in Eukaryota, Fungi, Ascomycota, Sordariomycetes, Sordariales, Chaetomiaceae. The coding region runs from base 1 to 1203 and encodes 400 amino acids. The record is from RefSeq and is a predicted model, not a curated record. Gene Ontology annotation, biological process: proteolysis.
AUGGCCGAAGAACCCCCGACAAAGAGGAAGUGCCUCGGGGUUGACUGCGAAAACGAGGCGAGCUCCCUACAGUGCCCGAAGUGUCUCAGUAUCGGCGUCAAGGACAGCUUUUUCUGCUCCCAAGACUGCUUCAAGAAAAAUUGGGCCACGCACAAGAAGACACAUGCGCAAGAGAACAAAACCGGCUACUACAACCCGUUCCCGACCUUCAACUUCACCGGACCCCUGCGGCCGGUUUACCCCCUCUCCGAGAAGCGCGAAGUGCCCAAGUCGAUACCGCACCCCGAUUAUGCCGAGGAUGGCAUCCCCAAGCUUGGGCGAUCAAUCGUCCGGUCCAACAAGUUUCAGCAACUCGACGCCAAGGCCCAGGACGGCAUGCGCAAGGUCUGCCGGCUGGCAAGAGAGGUGUUGGACAUUGCGGCUGCCGCGAUCCGGCCAGGCAUUACGACGGACGAGAUCGACGAGAUUGUACACAAGGCUUGCGUGGAGCGAAACUCUUACCCGUCACCCCUGAACUACAACCACUUCCCCAAGUCCGUCUGUACUUCCGUGAACGAGGUCAUCUGCCACGGGAUACCUGACAAGCGCAUUUUGCUCGAUGGGGACAUUGUCAACCUGGACGUCACGCUGUACCACGAAGGCUACCACGGCGACCUAAACGAGACGUACUACGUUGGCGAUCGAGCGAAGGCUGAUCCCGACACAGUCCGCGUUACAGAGACGGCGCGAGAGUGUCUUGAAGAAGCCAUCAAGCUGGUAAAGCCGGGGACACUGAUCCGUGAGUUCGGCAACGUCAUCGAGGCCCACGCCAAGUCCAAGAACUGCAGCGUCAUCCGCACCUAUGUCGGUCAUGGCAUCAACAGCAUCUUCCACUGCCCGCCCAACAUCCCACAUUACGCCAAGAACAAGGCUGUUGGCGAAUGCAAGCCAGGCAUGACCUUCACCAUCGAGCCCAUGAUUGCGCUGGGCAAGUACAGGGAUGUCACCUGGCCGGACAACUGGACAAGCACGACAGUUGACGGGAAGAAGACGGCGCAGUUUGAGCACACCCUUCUAGUGACGGAGACAGGCGUGGAAAUCUUGACAGCACGGAAGGAAGAUUCUCCUGGCGGACCGAUCCCUAUGCCAUGUUGCAGUUUACAGCAAGAUCUUUGUCUUUCCUGUCGCCGGCGCAUUCCGAUGAUAAACUGCCUGGUGUUUUAG